This is a messenger RNA of Misgurnus anguillicaudatus (oriental weatherfish), 4717 nucleotides long. It is a transcript of the gene git2b, whose product is annotated as G protein-coupled receptor kinase interacting ArfGAP 2b. Gene Ontology annotation, molecular function: small GTPase binding; GTPase activator activity. The record is from RefSeq and is a predicted model, not a curated record. Gene Ontology annotation, cellular component: synapse. NCBI's taxonomy places the organism in Eukaryota, Metazoa, Chordata, Actinopteri, Cypriniformes, Cobitidae. Gene Ontology annotation, biological process: synaptic vesicle recycling; regulation of G protein-coupled receptor signaling pathway; brain development.
CCUCCUCUUCCAGGAAGUCAAAAAAGCGUCAAACAAGGAGGAACAAGAGGAAAACGCAUCCUCCUCCUCACAUCUGUUCGUGUCCCGCAUUAAUGCGUUAAUCGUGUUAAUAGUUUAGAUUAUCAUUCAGAUCUGCUGUGUGAUGUCUAUAAGAGCGCGUAACAGAGAGAUCUGCGCAGACUGCAGCGCGCCCGACCCACGUUGGGCUUCAAUCAAUCGUGGUGUUUUGAUCUGUGAUGAGUGCUGUAGCAUUCACCGAGGGCUUGGUCGGCACAGCUCUCAAGUUCGACACCUAACCCAGACCACAUGGCCUCAGUCCCAGCUGCAGAUGAUAAAAUCCCUGUACAGUAAUGGAGCAAAUUCAAUCUGGGAACACAGUUUAUUAGAUCCGUCUUCUAUCAUGAGUGGAAAACGGAAAGCCAACCCUCAAGACCGCGUCCAUCCUAAUAAAACAGAUUUCAUUAAGGCUAAAUAUCAAAUGCUGGCUUUUGUUCAUCGAAUGCCAUGCCGCGAAGAUGACAGCAUUACAGCUAAAGACCUCAGCAAGCAACUUCACUCAAGCGUUCGAACGGGCAAUUUGGAGACGUGUCUGCGGUUGCUGUCGCUGGGAGCACAGGCAAACUUUUUCCAUCCAGAGAAAGGAAAUACUCCACUACAUGUGGCAGCUAAAGCCGGUCAGCUGUUACAGGCAGAGCUUCUCACGGUUUAUGGGGCAGAUCCUGGAGCUCCAGACAGCUCGGGGAAGUCCCCCAUUGACUACGCCAGGCAAGCAGGACACCAGGAGCUCGCAGACAGACUGGUGGAGAUACAGUUUGAGCUGACAGACAGACUCGCUUUUUAUCUGUGUGGGAGAAAGCCAGAUCAUAAAAACGGUCAACACUUUAUCGUUCCACAAAUUGCAGACAGCAGUCUUGAUUUGUCUGAACUUGCCAAAGCAGCAAAGAAGAAGCUUCAAUCUCUUAGUAAUCAUCAGUUUGAAGAACUAGCCAUGGAUGUUUACGAUGAAGUUGACAGAAGAGAAACGGAUGCAGUGUGGCUUGCGACUCAGAACCACAGCACCUUCGUAACAGACACUACCAUUGUACCCUUCCUCCCUGUCAACCCUGAAUAUUCUUCUACUAGGAAUCAGGGUCGACAGAAGCUGGCGAGAUUCAAUGCACACGAAUUUGCAACGCUGGUUAUUGACAUUUUGACAGAUGCCAAACGCCGUCAGCAAGGGAAUUCACCUGAUAAUGUCAAAGAAAAUGUGGAGUUAAUUCUGAAGGACAUCGGUAACCGCCAAGACACCGAAAGUUCAGAGAUCGAUCAACCUGAUUAUGACAGCGUCGCAUCCGACGAGGAAAACGAACAGGAACCUACAUCUGGAAAAGAUGAGAGGACCAAGAGCUCAGAGUCUUCAGACCUGUCUGACAGUCCCAUUACUGUACAGGAGUUCAUGGAGGUGAAAACUGCCCUCAACGCCUCGGAGGCAAAGAUUCAGCAGCUCCUUAAAGUCAACUGUCAUCUUAGUGAGGAGCUAAGAAACAUGCAGACCAAGCUGAACUCUCUCCAGAACGAGAACAGCACUCUACGAUGGCAAACUCCUGAUAGUUUGUCAAGGCCACAGGAUCUCCCUCACAGGACGGCUCCUCGUGGGUGCAGGGCCAUGUCAAUGUAUGAGACCGGCUCGGGUCUGAGGCAGUACCACCCUAGAACUGAGACGACCCGCCGCGACACAACCCUGAAUCUUCAACCGCUGCCUUCGAACAUUGGGAAGGGUCCCUCGGUGACCACCUUCUCCUCUCUCCCCUCGUUCCCCUCACCUCUGUCCUGGUCCUCGGAUGAGCGAACCCAAAGGGGUUCGAGUCUGGACGGACACAGCAGCUUGCCGGAGCGAGAUUGUGAUAACACGCUGAACCAUGUCACAGAGUUCACAGAAGAGUCUGGGACGCUGAACCGUAACGUCUCCAGGAGCAGCGGGUGGCUGGGUGACGCUGGAGUUCUGCCGUCGGAAAGCGGGUCUGAGGGCGAGUGUGACCCUACGUUACCCUGCACGGAGGACGUCAUCAGCAAGACGGAGCUGAUCACCAAAAACAUCCAGGAGUUACUGAGAGCCGCACAGGAGAAUAAACACGAGAGCUUUGUCCCGUGUUCGGAGAGAAUUCUGGCCGCGGUGACAGAAAUGGCAACGUUAUUUCCUAAGAGACCAUCCUCUGAGACCAUCCGUGGGUCCUUGCGUCUGCUGACCUCCAGUGCCGGUCGUCUGCAGUGCGAGUGUCAAAAGGCAAUGGCGCACGACUCGCAGCAUGUCAUUCAGUGUGCCUAUGACAUCGCCAAAGCGGCUAAACAGCUAGUUACUGUAACAACCAAAGACAGUAACUGACCAAAGUCUUGGCGAACUUGUCAUUUUAUUUUUGUGCUGUUUUUGGUUUUAUAUCAGUAUUAUUGGUGAUGUGUUCAUUCAAGCAACACGAUUUAGGUGGGCUAUUGCAGUUUUUCGACAUUUCAAAAUUAGUUAACUUAACUUUCAGGCAACAAAGCCUUGACUAUUUUUUUGUGUUUAUCAUGCAUUAUUAUGAAAAGUUUUAAUGAACUAAUAUUUUUGCUUAACAUGGUGCUAAUAACUAAACAGUAUGUCUGUGCUUGUAUGUGUGAAUAAACAGAACAAGUCCUUUAGGCGUUCAGAAACACCAGAUAAAGUUUCAGUGGGACAAAAAACUAAACCGAAUCUGGCUGCUGCUGAAAUUCAACUAGUGUAUACUGAUUAUUACUCGCAGUGUGACAGCCAACAUGAAAAAUACUAUAAUAUACUUUAGCUUUUACUAUACUGUACUGUAGUACAUUUCCUAGAUACUGUAGGGUUUUUGAACAUUACUAUAGUAAAUAAAUAUUAGACUAUACAACAGAUUUACUACAAUUUAUAAUUGACUGUGUAGUAAAUACUACAAAAUAUUACAGUAGAAAUGACCAAAGUCUGUUAAUUACUACAGUAUGCUACGGUAAAUUCCUAUAGUGAGUACUAAAGUAUACUACAGUGUUUGCAUGUAACAAGGAUGUAAACAUGACAAUGCCUCAUUUCCUGUGCAAUAAAUCUUUCAUUUAGCUGCAAAAUGCUACAUUCAACCAUAUUGUGUUAAAAGUGUGUAGUGCUUUAGUAUGCAAGUUGUUAUGCAUUACACAUCUGUACACGCUUGGGUGUCUAUCAUACACUUAAAGGUGCAGUGUCAUUUCUGCACCACAAGUGAACAUCUGUCUGUUUAAGAGGACUAACUGGUCCUAAUAAAACAACAUUUUUAAGCAAUGCACAAACAACACACCGCAGCACUGAAAAAAAGUGCACUUACAUUUUUAAGUUGAAUCCACUUAUUUACAAUUUGAAAUUAAUACAACUUGAAAUUUUUACUUUCUUGACUAGUGAGGAGUUAAUUUAUAAAAAUUAAAUUAAGCUUUUUAUAAUUUAUAGCAACUCCUCACUUGUCAAGAAAGUUGAAAUGAAUUGUAAAUUCAACUUAAAAAUGUAAAUGCCACAAAGAAGUUUUUACAGUAAAAGGUUUUUCUUAAUAAUAACAUGCAAACCUUUUAAAACAGACCUGACAUGAGCUCCUAGAUUAAACUGUGAUACUAUAUAAGCUAUGGUGCAAUUUUUACAGGAAUCACUUGGGAAAAAGUAUGACAAUAGAGAAUGACUAUCGAAAGGCUUUUAAAGAAUGGGCCAUUAUUACUGUGCUCUGAAGCAGACGGUCUUUAUGCGAUUGUAGUGACACAGAAAUGACACAUUUAAAGAUACGAUUGGGAUAACUGCUCACAUUGCGAAGGUUUUGAAAUAAUACUGAGUGAAGAGUGAGUUUGGCUGGAAACAUUUAAUGUCAAUAUAUAUAAUAUCAAUCAUAUGUUUAUUAUUAUUUUUAAUAUAAAUAAUGCAUUGCUUUUUACUCAAUCAUUUCUUUUUUUAUCCAGUGCAGAUUGGCGUCUGUGUGCAAUCUGUUGUUUUUAUUCUGUGCAGUUUUUAUUGCGGUAAUCUGUGCCAGCUUUCAUUUGUUAAGAUCAUCAAAGAAUGUCAAGAGUUUAUUCAGACAAUCCUGUUGCUCUGAAUAAACUCUACCUAAUGUUCAAAGAAUGUUCAUUGUACAGUAUUUUGUGUGUCUGAAAAAAUGUAUGUUCAUGUGCUGCCUUGAUAAUACCAAUACCACAAAUGGUCAUUGUGAUGUUGCAAAGUAAUACAUGUUCCUAGGCCAGCAUUUUUGUCUGAUCUGUUUAACCAUUCCUAUCAAAAAUGCCACUUUCUUUAACCAUUAACUACUCUCAGAAAUAAUAGGAAACUGAUGUGUUAACCAUAACAUAGGAUUUAUUGAUAGAAAUGCUUUAGUAGAACCAACAAGGAUGAUGAUCUGCAAUGUGUCCUACCUGGCAAAAUCAGGGUCACCUAACACAAACAACUGCCUAACAGCUGCUGUGCUAAUAAUUGUGUAUUUUUGUGGUAUCUCUGUAUUAUUUACUACAUUGUAUUAUAUACAAGUUAUAUAUGUAAGCUGCUGGUUGUUAACUAUGUAUGCAACUAAUCUGAUGGAGUUUAAUCUCGUCCUUUCAUUUCUUGCUGCAGUAGCCGGUGGAUGUGUACACAUGCAUCCACCUGCUCAAUGCUAAAAGUCACAUCUGCCUUCUUUUUGAUCUCUUAUUUAGCAGCUGAUGCUGUUUCCACAAAAGUCUUGUUACUAAAUAUAAUAAAACAGCAUUUACC